Camellia sinensis is the source of this 1136-nucleotide messenger RNA. Its product is annotated as WUSCHEL-related homeobox 11. NCBI's taxonomy places the organism in Eukaryota, Viridiplantae, Streptophyta, Magnoliopsida, Ericales, Theaceae. Gene Ontology annotation, molecular function: DNA-binding transcription factor activity; DNA binding. The record is from RefSeq and is a predicted model, not a curated record. Gene Ontology annotation, biological process: adventitious root development.
AAAAAUCCUUUUCCUUUUUUUUUUUUUCACUUUUUUUCUCUUUUAUUUUCAUCAAGGUUUGUGCCUUGAAAACCUAUUUUUGGUAUCUUUUCUCUCAAAAUCAUGGAAAGUGAAAGCCAAGACCCAAACACGCCUCGAAACCUCGGAACUGAAAGAACUGAGCCAGUCAGAUCAAGAUGGACUCCCAAACCUGAGCAAAUCCUCAUACUCGAGUCCAUCUUCAACAGUGGAAUGGUAAAUCCUCCCAAAGAUGAAACUGUGAGGAUAAGAAAACUUCUUGAGAAAUUUGGCUCUGUUGGAGAUGCCAAUGUUUUCUACUGGUUCCAGAAUCGGCGGUCGCGGUCUCGACGCCGACAGAGGCAGAUUCAGGCUAGUCUUGCCGGAGAACAACAAGCUCAGGCCACUGCUGGCGGCGGCGGCGGCGGCGGCGGCGGUGCAAUUCAGUAUCAAAGUGGGUUUAUGGUUAAUUCACCAUGUUUGGGUUUAUCUCCAUCUUCAUGUUAUGUGGGUUCUUCUUCUUCAUCAUCGUCAUCAUCUUGUGGGCUUGUUGAAAAUGGUAGUGUUGUUGAUGAUCUCUUUUGCUAUUCUGGUCAAAUGGGUAUCCCUGAAAUUGAGCAAAACUCAUCGAUGGUGUCGAUUUUGGGCGGUUCGGAUGCUUCCAAUUUACAGUACCAAUUUGGAGGAUUUAUAACAGUGUUUAUAAAUGGAAUAGCAACGGACGUGCCAAGAGGAGCAAUAGACAUAAAAUCAAUGUUUGGGGAAGAAGUGAUGUUGGUCCACUCAUCUGGAAUGGCAGUACCUUUCAACGAGUAUGGCAUUUCCUUACACAGCUUGCAGCAUGGUGAAAGCUAUUUCCUGGUUUCAAGACCCAAUUAAAAUGGAUUAGAGCUGCACCGACCAGUGGGAGCUUCCUCUACGAGGAUUCGAGAUUUUGUGAUCUUCAGAACAAGAAAUCUUCUUUUUUUUCUUUUUUUUUUUCCCUUGUCCUACUAUUUGUUUCCUUUGUUUUCUUGUUUUAUGGGAAGUCAAGUUAGCUUAAGUUAAUGUCAGCUGUUCUACAUAAUCUCCACAUCAAAGAGUCAGUGUAUUUGUUUGUUUUGGAUUUUUGAUAUGAAUGGUCAUCAUAAUUCCAAAUA